AUUAUAUAAAUUCUCGCGAUCUCUCUCUCUCUCUCUCUCUCUCAUCUUUUAUACUCUCACAGUCUUUCUCUCAUCGUCGAUCACUCUCUCUCUCUCUCUCUUAUCUUUGUCAGCGAUCAUCGUUGUCUACGAUCAUCUUGCUGAUUCGGUUGAAGGCUCUCAAUUACUCUCUAUUUCUCUUUAGUCCUCUACGAUCUCAUUGUUUUUGGUGCCUAAGUCACCAAGAACCAAAUCUAUUUUAUCAGAAAUCUUUCUCUGCUUGAAAUUUGUGGAAAGACUGAGAGAGUGGUGGUUGUUGUGCAACGCGCGUGCUUACUCCAUUGAAGAGCUCAAAGCUUUGCCUUGAAUUUUACAGAUACAUUUUUUAUUUUUAUUAUAAAUAUUGAACAAUUAAUUUAUUUUCUCUCUCUCUCUUUUUUUUUUUUUUUUUUUUGCAUGAGAAAAAAUUUAGUGCAAUUUUUCAGUAGUCUUUUUUUUUUUUCCCCUUUCUAUUUUCCUCCCGAUUUUUUUCCUCUCCUAUUUUCUAACUCCAAAAAAAGCUUAAUUAAUUUUAUUUUUAUUUUUAUUUUGUUCUUCUGUUCUAAGACCAUAUUUUUAAGAUUUAUUUGAUUUCAUUAGUAUUUUUGAAAAAUAAAAAAAGUCUAGUAGCAGAAUCCUUUGAAAAGAACUCAAGGCGGAAGGAGACCAUAAAAUGUAUGGCGUUUCAGGUUCUGAAGAGGUUGUGUUGAAAGAACCAUACAGUUUUUAAAGAAAUUGUGUUGAAAGAAAUAGCAUUCUAUGGAUAAUUAUCUCCCCACCAAAUGCAGGGGCGUAUCAGGUUUUGAAGAGAUAUUUGUGUUUAAAGAAAUUGAAAAGGUCGUGCAAGAAUUGGUUAUGAUGUCGACAAGCAAGUGCAAGAUGGAGGAUCUUCCGAAAGAGUUGGUGAUUUCAACCCUGUUACGUCUACCAGCGGAAGAUCUUCGACGAUUGAAAAGCGUCUGCAAGUCAUUAUACUCCAUUAUCACCAGUCGGCCAUUCAUUGAGGUACGCCGGAAGACAAGGAAUUCUUAUAUCCUUGUCAAAUACGAGGAUCUUAUCAGUAACAAUCAUGUCAUCUCUUUACUUUGUGAUGAAACCUUAGAAGUCGUUUAUACCCAAACAAUAUUAUCCGAUACUCCAUUAAUGGAUUCAAUGAGCUCUAAAGAUCGUGUCGUCAAGGUGGUGGGCUGUUGUAAUGGUGUGGUAUGUCUUAGGCGUAUAGAUAUGUAUGUCUUGUGGAACCCUGCAACAAGAGAUGCAAAAAUUAUUCCAGAUGGAUUGUACAAAAGCAAUCCGGAUAAGAAAAUGUUUCAACGUCGAGAGAUGGGAUUCGGUUUUGAUCCCAAAAACAAUGAUUACAAACUUGUCUCAAUCCAAAGAUUGUUUGGAGACAAUCGACGCCCUGUCCGUCCGUGCCAACAAGAGGUUGAAGUUUACAGCUUAAAAGCAGGUUGUUGGAAAUUGCUACCAGGUAUCUUCCCAACUUGUGAUAUUAUGUCAGCAUAUUCAGUUGAAGGAUGCAACGGUGGCAAAAUGUUUUCGUGGUUGGUAUGUAAUGACGAGUAUGGAGAACAUGUCAUGUCAUUUGACAUGAGCAAUGAGGUAUUCAUAACAACACCUUUGCCUCCUUGUAUAAUUGAAAGAAGCAGUCAUGGUAAUUGUCGGAAUAGCCUUAUGUUUCAUAAUGCAUCCCUUGCUCUUGAUCAUCGUGUCAAAGGUGGAAAUAAUCAAACAGAGACCCAUAACAUAUGGGUGUUGGGUGAAUAUGGUGUUAAGGAAUCAUGGACUAAUCUAUUUACUGUUGGACCCUUCAAAUUAUUAGGACCGAGUAUAAGAGGAUUUUGGAACAACAAUAAGGUUCUUCUCCAAGUACGCGGAGGUGGAUGUCGUCAUGAUCUGAUCUUGGUAGACCCUUCCAUCCGAAAAAUUAAAGAUUUGGAUAUUCAUGGAACAUCACCGCAAGUGUUCAACUACCAAGAAAAUCUAGUUCAAAUUAACGCAACUCCUCCUAUCAACUUAUUUUAAUUUAGCUAUUUCUGUUUUUGUUUGUUGGUCUAAUUGUUUUUAGUUUAUCUAUUUAUAUAUGUUUUUUAGUUGGUCUGAUUGUCACGGAUAUGAUAGAGUUGAUGUUAAUUAAGUUUUCAUGGAUGUAUCUACUAUCUUGGACUCAUCAUUGUUUCAGGCUAUAUAUCAAUAAAGCUUUUAUUGUUCUUUA
Molecule: messenger RNA, 2233 nt
Organism: Ziziphus jujuba (common jujube)
Lineage: Eukaryota; Viridiplantae; Streptophyta; Magnoliopsida; Rosales; Rhamnaceae
Product: F-box/kelch-repeat protein At3g23880
Exons: 3
Coding region: 778-2043 (421 amino acids)
Molecular function (GO): protein binding
Source: RefSeq, a predicted model, not a curated record